Asparagus officinalis (garden asparagus) is the source of this 820-nucleotide messenger RNA. Its product is annotated as zinc finger BED domain-containing protein RICESLEEPER 3-like. The coding region runs from base 143 to 820 and encodes 225 amino acids. NCBI's taxonomy places the organism in Eukaryota, Viridiplantae, Streptophyta, Magnoliopsida, Asparagales, Asparagaceae. Gene Ontology annotation, molecular function: DNA binding. The transcript is spliced from 2 exons. The record is from RefSeq and is a predicted model, not a curated record.
CAAAAAUACAUCAUCAAUUGACGCGCCAAAGGCGAGGUUCGAAGGGUCAUCACUGUAAUAAACCCUUGCCCCCAUUUUUGCCUUUCCCUCAAUUUCUACCCUAAACUGAUGGAAUCACGGAGCAGAGAAGCGAGAAUUAACCAUGCCCAAGUUGUUAAUGGAGUCUAAUUCUAUAGCCGAUAAUGUAGAAGCAGAUUCAUCUAAUGAAGAAUUAGAAGACAUGUCUAGUCCUGUUCAGAAAAAAUCAAAAGCGAUAAUUGUUGGAAGUCGAAAAAGAAAAUUAACGUCCAAAGCUUGGAAAAUGUUUGACCUUGUUGAAGAGCCAGGUGGGAAACAAUAUUCAAUAUGUAAGAAGUGUGGAAUCAAAUAUAUUGCCGAAGGUAACCAUGGGACAAAGAACAUGUUAAGACACAUGAAAAUUUGUAAGAAAGCUACUAGAGAAGAUAUUGAGGGUCUAUCUAACUCAAAAGAUUCUAUAACGAGUUCCUCAAGAUUUAAUUUUGACCCGGAUAAGUUUAGGGAGAUCUUAGUCUCGGCCAUCAUUAUGCACGAUUUGCCAUUUCAAUUUGUUGAGUAUGAAGGUAUUCGAGCUAUCUUCUCUUUUCUUUGUGAGGAUAUAAAACACAUAUCAAGAAAUACAGUUAAAGCCGAUGUUCUUAAAAUCUAUGGAAGAGAGAAAAAUAGGCUAAAAGAAGCUUUUGAAUCGAUUCCUGGUAGAAUUAACUUGACUUCUGAUUUGUGGACAUCAAUAGCCACCGACGGAUAUAUUUGUCUCACGGCACAUUACAUUGAUCAAGUAUAUAAAAGGCUCUCAAAUUAG